AUGUCAGCUGAGCGCCGGGCGCCGAGCGUGCGUCCCCGCGGCCUUGGCGUCGCCGCCGCCGCUCAACUCGACGCCGACAUCCGCGCGUCUGCCGACGGACGGGGAGCCGCGCGUCCGGCGGAGCGCUCGUGGCGCGGAACGAGGAAGACGGCGGCGUGGGCGCCCGAGCCUGCUCUUCCCAGAGCGGCGGAGGCAGGCUGCGGCGGCGCGUGGGAGGGUGAACGCUCGCCGGCCAACGACUCGUGUGCCACGGCGGCGGCGGCGGCGGCGGCGGCCGGGCCGCCUGCGCACUCAGCGAAACGCACGCCAAGUGUCGUCUGCCCGCCGUAUCUGCCUACAGCACGGGCCGGGCAGGGCCACACCACUGCUGCUUUGGAUACGCCACUGCUCAAACUCGCUGUUCGGCGAUAUUCCUGCCAAAAUUCUUGA
Schistocerca nitens (vagrant locust) is the source of this 429-nucleotide messenger RNA. RefSeq lists its product as uncharacterized. The record is from RefSeq and is a predicted model, not a curated record. The transcript is spliced from 2 exons. Bases 1 to 429 code for a protein of 142 amino acids. NCBI's taxonomy places the organism in Eukaryota, Metazoa, Arthropoda, Insecta, Orthoptera, Acrididae.